AUGGAAGACGACGUUAUGGGCCAAGGCCUCUUUAUUGGCCUUCUGGAUAAGAUCUUCCCCGGUCUUACAUACCUCCCCUACUUCGCCGUUCUUGCGUUCAUUGCUAAGAACAUAUUUGAGUUCUGGUCCGAGUCCAUCACCGCCCGCUUCAUCUCAACCAUCGAGAUCAGUGCUCAUGACGAGACGUACAACUACUUGAUGAACUGGGUGUCGCAAAAUGGCAUCUCCAAGGAUAAUUACCGACUCCGCGCCUCUGCAACUCUGACCAAUGAAGGCUUCACAUGGUCUCCCGACCCAGACGAGAAACAAGACGCCAAUAGGAAUGACGAUGACGAAGACCCUUUGGCCAAGCAGAUCAGUGAGAUGCGAUCCAUGUCAUCUCUUUUCAACGUCAAGCCCAUUUACUGGACGCCAGCGCUUGGUACACAUUUCUUCCGCUACGAGAAUCGUAUCUUGGCUUUUUCAAGAGGUCUCGAGAAUCAGAACAAUGGCGCCACCCCAAGGCAGCCUGAGAAGCUUGCUAUUUUGUGUCUAGGACGAGACGCGACCAUCCUCAAACAACUGCUGUAUAAUGCGCGCAUUGACUUCCUUGAGAAGCAGAAGGGCAAAACAAGUAUCUUUCGGGCAACCAAGCUUGGACCUGAGGAAGAAAUGACAUGGACACGGUGCAUGGCUAAGGCGACGAGACCCAUGUCUACUAUUGUCCUCGAUGAGCAACUCAAACAAGGCUUCAUCGAAGAUCUUCGUCGAUAUCUUGAUCCUCAAACUAAGCAUUGGUAUGCUAACCGUGGCAUUCCUUAUCGCCGAGGGUAUCUCUUCGCUGGUCCACCAGGAACAGGCAAGACCAGUCUUACCCUCGCGGCUGCUGGUUUGAUGGGGCUAGACAUCUACAUGGUCAACCUUCAUUCUCCUCGACUGAACGAGGACAGUCUAGCGUCUCUGUUCCAGCAAUUGCCCGAGACCUGCCUCGUCCUUCUUGAAGACAUUGAUGCUACAGAGCUGGCUCAGAAGCGUGGUGCGGGUACAAGCAUGAGCUCACAGAAGCGCAAGAGACGAGAUGCAGAGAGAAUCUCACUUUCUGGUCUUCUUAACGUCAUCGAUGGUGUUGGGGCGCAGGAAGACCGUGCGCUUGUUAUGACGUCGAAUCAUACUGAAAAUAUUGAUCCAGCUCUGCUUCGCCCAGGGCGAAUUGACCACACUAUUAAUUUCCAACUGGCCACCUCAGAGGCAGCAGAAAUGCUCUUCAAACAAAUGUACGAUGCCCCAGAGACGCAUGCUGAAGGCUAUGGAUCGGAGAAGGCAUUGGCAGAAAGAGAGUCAAUAGCAACCAAGGCAUCCAGGUUCGGGAAAGAGGUUCCCGAUUUUGCUCUAAGUCCGGCAGCUAUUCAAGGAUUCCUGCUUACUCAUCUGGAUGAUCCUGAUGGAGCGUUAGCUGCUGUUCAGGCAAUUGAACACCAGAACAGCUCUGCCCCAGACCCACAGGACAUAAACGACAGUAGUGCAGAAAGCUUUUCAGAAUCCGAAGAGGAGCAUGAUAGCAAUACCUAG
Molecule: messenger RNA, 1548 nt
Organism: Fusarium coffeatum
Lineage: Eukaryota; Fungi; Ascomycota; Sordariomycetes; Hypocreales; Nectriaceae
Exons: 1
Coding region: 1-1548 (515 amino acids)
Biological process (GO): protein insertion into mitochondrial inner membrane from matrix; mitochondrial respiratory chain complex III assembly
Cellular component (GO): mitochondrial inner membrane
Molecular function (GO): ATP binding; ATP hydrolysis activity
Source: RefSeq, a predicted model, not a curated record